Messenger RNA from Neoarius graeffei (lesser salmon catfish), 4707 nucleotides. RefSeq names its product serine/threonine kinase 40 (gene stk40). The transcript is spliced from 11 exons. Gene Ontology annotation, biological process: protein phosphorylation. NCBI's taxonomy places the organism in Eukaryota, Metazoa, Chordata, Actinopteri, Siluriformes, Ariidae. Bases 232 to 1542 code for a protein of 436 amino acids. Gene Ontology annotation, molecular function: ATP binding; protein kinase activity. The record is from RefSeq and is a predicted model, not a curated record.
GCUGCUAUGGAAAGAUGUGAUCAGCAGUCCCAAGGCGGCUUUUCCUGAUUACCAGUUUCGGUAAUGCUGUGAGGAAUAAAAAAAAACGUGCAUUUUGAAAGACAGACGGCUUUGUGGUGUGGAGGAACUGUCAGUGCACCGGUCCUCGGCAACGAUUUGGACAAAGAUGUCGGCGGUUGUGUAGAUAACACAGGAUAUUCCCUCGGCGGUUUUUAGCUAGAGACCUGCAGAAUGUCUAGACGCCGUGUUGCAGAGAGAGGGGCAGGGGAAUCAUCUGGCAGGGCAAGCAAGCUCCUUUGUCCUGGGAUAUCUGGCAUCAAUGCUAAGAGAGCUGGACCCUUUGUCUUGGGGCCUCGACUGGGAAACUCUCCUGUGCAGAGCAUCGUGCAGUGUCUGGCCAGAAGGGAUGGAACAGAUGACUUCUACCAGCUAAAAAUUCUGACCCUAGAGGAACGUGCAGACUCGUCUGGGGAGACACAGGAGGAAAGGCAAGGCAAGAUGUUGCUGCACACGGAGUACUCGCUGCUGUCUCUCCUUCACAAUCAGGAUGGAGUGGUGCAUCACCAUGGCCUCUUUCAGGAUCGUUCUUGUGAGAUUGUAGAGGAUAUGGAGGCCAGUAGAGCACGCAGGAUGAAGAAGCGGAUCUGUCUGGUGCUAGACUGCCUGUGUGCUCAUGACUUCAGUGACAAAACGGUGGACCUCAUAAACCUACAACACUACGUCAUCAAGGAGAAGAGACUCAGUGAGCGUGAAGCAAUCGUCAUCUUCUGUGAUGUUGUGCGGGUGGUUGAGGCUCUGCAUAAGAAGAACAUUGUGCACCGAGACUUGAAGCUUGGAAAUAUGGUGCUGAACAAAAGGACUCAUCGGAUCACAAUCACCAACUUCUGUUUGGGUAAGCAUUUGGUGAGUGAAGAGGAUCUACUGAAGGACCAGAGAGGCAGCCCAGCCUACAUUAGCCCAGAUGUCCUAAGUGGUCGUCCAUACCGUGGGAAGCCUAGUGAUAUGUGGGCUCUCGGUGUGGUGCUGUUCACAAUGCUCUAUGGCCAGUUCCCAUUUUAUGACAGCAUACCUCAAGAGCUCUUUCGCAAGAUCAAGGCUGCCGAGUACUCCAUCCCAGAGGAUGGUCGUGUGUCAGAAAGUACAGUGUGUUUGAUCCGUAAGCUGUUGGUGUUGGAUCCCCAGCAGAGGCUGACUGCAACAGAGGUGCUUGAGUCUCUCAGUGGCAUUAUUGCCUCCUGGCAUUCUGUAUCUUCUGUGAGUGGCCCACUGCAGGUAGUACCAGACAUCGAUGACCAGCUCAACCAGCCUGAGCAUCUACAGGAGGUGAAGGUAACAGAAGAGUCAUCACAGUACGAGUUUGAGAACUACAUGCGCCAGCAGCUGCUGUUAGCUGAGGAGAAGAACACUAUCCAUGAGGCCAAGAGCUUCUUGACCAAGAGGCAGUUUGGCAGUGUGCCACCAGUGAGGCGCCUGGGUCACGAUGCUCAACCCGUCAGCCCUCUAGACGCAGCCAUACUGGCCCAGCGCUUCCUCAGGAAGUAGAGGAUCACUGUGCACAGGCCGUGCCACGCAGCCGGAUUCAUGUGUGUGGGGUGUUGCUUUUUAAAGAGCAUUUGGGUGAGGAGAAGCAGCAUGUAGGACAGUUAUCACUCAUCUGCUCCUCUGACUGGUUAAAGGAGGUGACUCUGGUUUGAGCAACACAAGACUUAUGGGUUCUGAGCCCCUACCAUACCCCCUCCCUCUCACUCUGCCAUACAGACAUUAGCAGCAAUACCAGAACUAAAUCAUGUAGCAAAUGGGUAUGCGCGCGCGCACACGCACCCCAUUCUCCUCUUCUACUCUCAGCACUUUCCAAGGGAAACAGCUCUGAUCACCAGACCUCAGUUGUCGUCCCUCCAUGUGUUCCUCAGUCCUUCAGUCAACCACACCCAUCCAUACUGGGCUCCAUCUGCACCCACAAUUGCAAAUCUACCUCUUAUAACAUCUCUGUUUCUGUCUUUCAGUCUGUUUAGAACUGUGCUCUCAAUAGUUUUGAAAAACAAGAAUCCAAUGGAGAUAUGACCACAAGCACAGGUGAAGAGCAUUAUUAUUAUUAUUAUUAUUAUUAUUAUUAUUAUUAUUAUUAUUAUUAUUAUUAUUAUUCAGAGUUCUGGCAUGUCAAAACCAGUGAUGCAUUCUCUUCAUAAUCUGAAUAAGCUUUGCUCCCCUCUCCUGUUAAGAAAGGUAGCAUUUUUUUUUAAGAACUUUUUUUUUCCCCCCUGCCAUUUUGUUUACUCUCGCUUGACUCGGUUCUUAAAUAAUAAUAUAACACAAGGACUCUGUAGGCCUUCUUUUCUUGAUUGGGCAUUAACAGGCAGCUAGCAUUGUAGAGCUCAAAAUCUAGAUGCCAAAAAUAGUCCCCAAAUCUGCUGCUUUUCAACCCGCUGCCCUGUGAGGUACGAUAUUUCCCCCUAAUCAACUAAAGCCUGCAGUGGUUCCAAAUCUCUUCUGUUUUUCACCUCUGUCCAAAUAGAGUUGCCUUGUACAUGCGAGUUCCCAAAAUUCAAAAGACAUGCCUUCUGGGUUUCUUUAUGAUUUUGCUUAUCAUUACUUGAGGUCCUAUAGCAACCAGAGAUGACAUAAAGCUGACAAAACCAGGAUGGUUGAUGCUGUAAUCAUGUGGAAUUUUAAGCUCCAUUAAGCCACAGAAAUGCAGGCUUUAAUCUCUUCCCCACCCCUGUGGAGACCACAGCCAACAUCUUAAGCUGCCCUUUUGAAAACAAGCCAGCACUCCUUUUCUACCACACUGUAUUAAGCUGAAACCUUGACUGCUCUUCUGGUCAUUGUACUGGGGAAUGGCCACUAAAAGUAAACCUCAGAACCUAGGCAUAUGACAUACCCAAUCCCCAUCUUUCAUUUUUUGGUGCCAUUGUCUUGAUCUUUAUAUGCAUCAUGAAUAAUAAGUGCAGUUCUCUUAAUACAUUGAUCAUCUUUGCUUUUCUAAUCACAAUUGAGGAGUCAUAGUACAUAAACUUGGUGUUGUCAGACUGUUCACCAAUCCCGUCUAAGCUACUUGUAGAAGUCAUUGCCACAGAAUAUCUUGCCUUAGAUUCAGAUUUCAACAGUCAGUGGUAAUUUUGUACCUUUGGUGGGCUAGUACUUUAAGUAAACAGAUUGUCUUGCAUCAGCCUUUGAACCUGUGACUUCAAGCCUGCCUGACUUGCUAAUAUUAGGGGGAAAAUGUAAUCUAGUACUGUAGGCCUCUGAGCUUCUCAAUGGUAGUUUGUCUUUUUUUGUGCUCUGUUUUUAAAGCACAAAGCAAUUUGACAGACAGCAUGAGUGAAACUGUUUAGCUUUGCUUGGUUUUAUUUAUUCACUAUGUACAAAUGGUCUUGAUUCCAUCUAUUAUUUUGAACUCUGCCUCUAUUCUUGUUAGGUGUGAAGUAUCAUAAGAUCACAUAAUCCAAUUCUAAAGUAUUGCUAUGAAUUAUUUUUAAAUUAUUUUUCACUAAUCCCCAGCGAGGGCUUCUCCCCCCCCCCCCCCCCCCCCCUUCAUUUUUUUUGAAACCAACCCUUUUUGUCUGAGUAAAUGUUGCCACAAUCUUGAUGGUUUAUUAAGCUACAUUGAUGAGACUGACUUUGCAUAGCUCUAUAUUUAGACAAAUGAAAUUAUGUUGAGUUUAUCCUGCAAGUUUAAUACAACAGUCCAGUGGCCAGUGUGCAAAUACCAUCCUGUUGUGGCUGUACCAGUAGUCUGUCAUCAAGCAGAGUUGCACCAAAGCAUUGACACACAAGGAGUAUUUAUCAAAGUAAUGUUGCCUGCCACUAUUGAAAGCAUUAGUAUGCUCCCAUCUCAAUGUGAAUCUUUUUUUUUUAAAUAAAUUAUAAAUAUAGCAGUAUUUGUAGAUGACUUGAGUUUUGUGUGUGGCAGUUACAGGACCUUUUGUAAGUACUUGGGUCCUCACUAAGUUAAGGGACCUUUGCAAGUACUUGGUCCCCACUAAAAUUAAAACAUCACUGCAUCCAUAAUUCAUUAAAAAAAAUUCAGUGAAGUGACCCCCAGCUCCAUCAUCUUGCCACAAAUCUGUGGGUUUACAAUGUGACCUUGGAGUGGUUGUGUAGUCAGUUCCUUAACUUGGGCCAUAAUUGAAUGCCCCAUGCAGGUGUCCUUUUUUUUUUUUUUAAAAGAACCUCUCCCUGCAUCCCCCCCAGCGCCCUUGGCUUUACAAGGCCAAGCUAUGUAUUUGUAGCAUGACACUUAUGUUGUUGAGCUAUAUUGUUUUAUACAUUAAGUAAUGCAUGACUUGGACUUGCAGGAUGUGCCACAUGAUCUCUGCAUUUAAGUUGCCAGAAAAUUUGGGUAUGACUGUAGGUAUGUGUUAAAAGUAAGUUUGUAGUCCAAUUGAAAAUACACUUAAACCAGAAGAUUCAUCUCCGCGGCGCUGAAUUGGGAGAACUCAUUUUAAAGUCAUUAAUUUUGUUUCUAGAGGUAUGAUUUUUUUCUUGUCCUGUCAAACAUAUCCGCUAACUGGAAAAUGGUGUAAAAUGAGAUGGUGAAAUUAGUUAAAAGCCUAAAUGUUUGGUGUUGUAAGCUGCUUGUUUGGAUAAAUAUCAAAGAAGAAACUGGGUAAUUGUACAGAGAUAAAAACAAAUUUGUAUAAAUGACAUAUUUUUGUACUUCAUAAAAUCUCUACAUGCAUGUCAGCAAUAAAUUUGAUAUGGAACAUC